This is a messenger RNA of Mytilus trossulus (common blue mussel), 2083 nucleotides long. RefSeq lists its product as uncharacterized. The record is from RefSeq and is a predicted model, not a curated record. The transcript is spliced from 3 exons. Lineage: Eukaryota; Metazoa; Mollusca; Bivalvia; Mytilida; Mytilidae. The coding region runs from base 106 to 2019 and encodes 637 amino acids.
GAAGUCAGUUUCCUUUUAUAAUUACACUGUAAACACGUCCUCAUGGGAUUAAUGUCACUCCAAACAUGAUGAAAUUUUAUUAGGAAGUAAUUAGAAUAGACAAAUAUGGCCGCAUAUAUGAUCGCAAUAGUAUUCAUCAUGUUUUCACAGACAAGCAAUGCUGCAACUAUUACACCGACUAUCGGAGAAAUGGGGUCUGGUGACAUAGAUGACCAAAAUACUUCAACAAAAAUCGUCACUAAUAAAUAUCAUUCAACAGAACAACUUAAAGCCAUUAUUAACACAUCAAUUAAACCACAGACGUUUUCUGGUCAGAAUAUUAACCAUUCUAUGGAAGAUACUACUAGUGAGGAAAAUAAGCUCUCAUCAUCAUCAGCAACCACACCUAACUUAUUUGUAGAAGAAACCACGUCUACCGUUACAACAAAUGUAGAGACAUCAGCUAACAAUGGUAUCAGCUCAACGCUCCAACCUUCGUCAUCCACAACAAAACGGAGUUUUACUACUUCGCCAAUUAUAACAUCGAUUUUAACAUCAUUUAAAACACAGAGAACGACACAACAUUUAACUACAGAAUUACGCAAUGAAACGGACGUAACGGAGAAAGAAACAACAUAUAUUCACAGUACGACCGUAACGAAGAGACCAACAACUAAUAGUCGCAGUGAAACGGAAGUAACGAAAAGACCGACAACUUAUAGUCCCAGUACAACGGUAACAACGAAGAGACUGACAACAUACACGCGAGGUAAAACAGACGUAACCAAGAUACCGACAACUUAUAUUAGCGUGACGUCUUCUUCGACAGAACAAUCUGCUAUUGUUGAAAAUGAAACCACAAAGUCCUUAUAUACAGACAAUGCCAUAACCGAAGAAACAUCUUAUCAUACUGUAGAAAAUGUUCAUUCAACCGAAGCUAGUCUCCCAAGUAGUACGUUGGAUGUUGUCAAAUCAACAGUCACAACAAUUAAACCACCAGAUAUUUCACAGACUGUUUCCUUUUCAAAUAUCACAACAGCAAAAACAAGCAAUGUCAGCAAAAACAAAGAAACAGGAACAGAAAACGAUACUGUACUUGAUCAUCUCGCUUAUAUAAUACCAAGCGCUUUUAUUAUACUAUUGGCAGUUUUAAUUAGUGCUGUAUGCCUUAACAGGUAUAAAGGAAGGAAAAAGGCAGAGAACAUAGACGGUGUUCAAAAACGUCCCAAAAAUUCUUCCAAUCCUGCUUUUAUGAAAGAAAAUAUGAACGCGUUGGCAUACCAAUUUCAAUCUCGUGAUUCAAAAUUGCCGUCUGCUUUUAAAACAAAACUUGAAAACCCUGGAAAUGGUUUUGAAGAAAUAGAAUUGAGAGAAGAAAAUCAAAUUGCAGAACAAAAUUCAGAUAAAAAUCAAACAACAGUAGAAAUGGAAUCAAAUUUUAGCCCAAUAGGUAAAGACAGAAGUUAUUUCACAACCAUAGUAGAAAAUGAACAAAAUUAUGAUACAGCUCACACUCCACCACUUCCGGGGAAAGGCCAUAAGAUUCAAAAUGUUGCGCAUGACACAUCAGCUUCCCAUUACGAUGUUCUUCCUCUAAGAGAAAGCUUACCAGUCAAAAAAAGAAGACAGAAUUCAAUAGACGAAAUACCUGGGUUAACAAGAACAAACCUUUACAAAAACCCAGAAUACGAUGUUUUACCUCUGCGAACAUUUGCACAUAAUCAAUUACCGAGUGACUCCCGAGAUAGAACAGUUUUAGAAACAACAAAGCAAGAUAAUAACUUAUUACAUAGUGUUCAAGCAGGAAAUGAAACAAAAAAGCCAAUGGAAACUUUUAACUUCCCCGAUGAAGUGUUCAGCGACGAUCUAAGUGCACCAGGCAGUAAAAGUGAAAGUGAAACUGAGCAAGACAUUACAGAACAAGAAAUGAUUGGAAACAAUGCCGUUGAUCAAUUGAAACGUCGUGAGCCAGCAUCACGUGCACCCUCGUUCGUGGCACUACCGAGAGCAGCAUCCGGAUCGCUAAGAACAGCAUUGUAAUAAUUAAACAUUAUGUUAUUUGGUUUUUGUUAGUCUAUAAUUAUCUAUUAAACAAUUAUGAGAG